Molecule: messenger RNA, 1011 nt
Organism: Camelina sativa (false flax)
Lineage: Eukaryota; Viridiplantae; Streptophyta; Magnoliopsida; Brassicales; Brassicaceae
Product: germin-like protein subfamily 2 member 3
Molecular function (GO): manganese ion binding
Source: RefSeq, a predicted model, not a curated record
CAAUCUUAUGGCCCUCUCCAUAUUUAUCUCUUCUCCAUAAGUUUAUCCAUUGGUUAAAAUCUUCUUUACAUGGAUAAUAUAAAUUGAGAAACAAGGUCAAAGGAUUUCUCAAACUCAUCAAUAAAACAUUCUCACAAGCAACGAUCAAACAACAAUGGCAACUUCUAUGAUCCAUAUAUUCGUCACCGUCAUGCUCGUGGCCGCCCACACGGCCAUCGCCGAAACAAUGAUGCUUCAAGAUUUUUGUGUUGCCGAUCUCUCCAACGGGGUGAAAGUCAACGGAUACCCUUGCAAAGACCCAGCAAAAGUAACGCCAGAGGACUUCUACUUCGUAGGCUUAGCCAAUGCUGCAGCCACAGCCAACAGCACAAUGGGCUCAGCUGUUACAGGAGCCAACGUUGAGAAAGUGCCUGGCCUCAACACUCUGGGAGUCUCCAUCUCUCGGAUCGACUACGCACCAGGCGGAAUCAACCCGCCACAUCUUCACCCAAGAGCCUCUGAAGCCAUCUUCGUCCUCGAAGGCCGUCUCUUCGUCGGUUUCUUAACCACUACCGGGAAACUUAUCUCCAAAUACGUCAACAAAGGAGACGUUUUCGUUUUCCCCAAAGCUCUCCUACAUUUCCAGCAGAACCCUAACAACGCUCCUGCUUCCGUCAUCGCUGCUUUCGAUAGUCAGCUUCCAGGGACUCAAGUCGUUGGACAGUCUCUGUUUGGUGCUAACCCGCCUAUUCCUGAUGAGCUGCUCACCAAAGCGUUCGGCGGGCUUGGAGCACCAGAGAUUCAGAAGUUAAAGGGAAAAUUCCCACCCAAGAAAUAAAUAAAUAGGUUUCAGACCACAGCAAUAACGUAAUAAAUGAUACAGUGAUGAACAUAAAAACUGUAAACUUGUAAGCAAAAGCAAAAAAGCUUUGCAACUUUUCUUCUUCUUUUUGUAUUUUUAUAAAUUGUUGUAGAUACUAUUUUGGCUAUAUUUGGCCCAUUGAUUACAAUGAGACCAGUUUUCAACGAGUA